Postia placenta MAD-698-R-SB12 is the source of this 1365-nucleotide messenger RNA. RefSeq lists its product as hypothetical. The record is from RefSeq and is a predicted model, not a curated record. NCBI's taxonomy places the organism in Eukaryota, Fungi, Basidiomycota, Agaricomycetes, Polyporales, Adustoporiaceae. The transcript has 10 exons. Gene Ontology annotation, molecular function: GTPase activity; GTP binding. The annotation marks the transcript as partial.
AUCUCUUCUUUCGAGAGGUCGACCCGCAAACCCACUGGUACCGAGCUCAGCGCCAUCAGCGUGGCUGCUUUCCAAUACGAAACCUUUGUCUCUCAUCUGGAUCCAGGCAGCAACGUGUCACGCUUUUGUGCUGGCGAAUGGCUUGCCGAUAUCUUGUGCCUAAUCCCCAUUCAGAUCGCUGUAGCAAGAGAGAACAGAUUCAUCCCUAUCAAGGAUGGCGUAUUCUCCAACAAUCUUGAACGCUCGCUUCUCGGUGCAGAUGUCCCAAGGAUCAUCAACAGCUUAUCUUUUGGUUGGUAUGAGAGUCUGUUCCAGUCAUACAUGGCUCACAAGCCGGUGAAAGUCGUGUCCUCGAUGGGCGAGCAAUCGGUCGGCAAGAGUUUUGCUUUAAAUCAUCUUGUGGACACGUCCUUUGCUGGAUCUGCAAUGCGCACAACGGAAGGUGUCUGGAUGUCAGUUGCUCCGCUGGAUGACUCGAUCAUAGUUGCACUCGAUUUCGAGGGUGUGCACAGUAUCGAGCGAUCAGCGCAGGAAGAUACACUUCUUGUGCUAUUUAAUACCGCCAUUUCUAACUUGGUCCUGUUUCGUAAUAACUUCGCACUAUCAAGAGACAUUACUGGUCUUUUCAAGUCUUUCCAAUCGUCAUCGUCUGUUCUUGACCCCACUGCGAACCCUACGUUGUUUCGUUCAACCCUCGUGAUCAUCAUCAAGGCAUGUGACGUGGUUGAAUCAGACACGAACGAGAUCGUGAAAGAAUUCAAGCUUAAAUUCCAGCAGAUCGUGCAGCAAGAGCAAGGGUCAAAUUUCAUCAGUCAAUUGCACGGCGGGAAGUUAGCCAUUGUCCCAUGGCCGGUAAUCGAAUCCCGUCAAUUCUACACCUUGUUUAAUAGCAUGAAACGCCAACUCGACAAGCAAGAAUUAACGCAUUCUGGCGGAAGCGUCUUCCUACAAACUCUGAAAACUCUAAUGGCUAAAUUGAAGGCGAAUGAUUGGGGAGCUUUAUCUCAGACCAUGGCUGCACACCGCGCACAACUCCUACUUGCCUUGCUUCCGAGAGCCCUUGCAUUGGGCGCAACAGAGAUUGUCCCUGAACGUGAACCACUGAAGGAUUUCGACACCAACAUUGUCGUAGCGAAGCCCGACACAUCCGCUCGCUUCUUUUUAUCAGAACUCUCACAUGAAGAGGGUGCACCUGGACGAGAUAAUGCCCUUGCUACCGUUGUUCGAUCCUGGGAUCAGUUUUCGGAGCGUACUACGGUACAGGAAGAGCCAUGGAUUGGAGAGCUGACGAAAUUCGUGGACCACGUCGUUCAGUUGCGAAUCGAAGCGGUUGAGGAGUGGUUGUCGAUGAAUACAGCGCGCUAU